GAAACUAGCGUGUUUUAUGUUCAUCUUUUUUAAUGCUACAAAUAUCAGAGGAUUCGGAGGUAUUCAGAAACCAUUUCGAUCGAUCUCCAUCUUCAACAAUCUGGCCGGAAAUUAGCUAGCACGCAGAUCAGAUAUGGGUUCAAGUUCAUCUAAAAUCACUCACGAUUUCUUCCCCUUUGUUCGCAUUUACGAGGACGGCAGCGUCAAGAGGAUGCUGAAUCAUAAGCCGGUCCCGCCGACGGACAACCCGACAACCGGCGUCCGAUCAAAAGACGUCGUCAUCGUACCGGAAACCAACGUCUGGGCACGCCUGUACCUUCCCAGAACCACCGGCGACGACGACGGCCGGAAAUUUCCCCUGCUGAUUUUCAUCCACGGCGGCGCUUUCUGCCUCGGCUCAGCAUCCGACGACAACUACGAUAACUUCCUCCACUCUCUAACGGCGGAAGCCAACACCGUGACACUUUCCAUCGAGUACAGGCUGGCCCCGGAGCACAAGCUCCCGGCCUGCUACGAUGAUUCCUGGUCGGCCAUCGAAUGGGCAUGGACACAGAUGCACGCCAAGGAUGACGGCGGACAAUCCGGAGCCGAACCGUGGCUGAAAAACCACGCGGAUUUCUCCCGCGUUUUCUUCGCCGGCGACAGCGCCGGCGCCACCAUUGCACACAGCAUGAUGGUGAGAGCAAGCGACGAAUUCAAUCUGAAAAUCUCCCCGAAGCCUGUGGGGAUGAUACUGCUGCAUCCAUUUUUCGGGAAUCACGAGAAGAACAAAUUCUGGGAAUUCCUUUGCCCCGACACGACCGGUCCAGAGGACCCAUUGUUUAAUCCGGCAGCUCAUCCUGGUUUGCUGUCGAAGCUCGUGUGUUCCAAGGUUCUGGUCUGUAUAGCGGAGUGGGAUUUGAUCAGAGAGAGCGGGAACACAUACUAUGAGGCACUCAAGAACAGUGAGUGGAGAGGAGAAUUGGAGCUCGAGUAUUCUAAGAAAAGGACUCAUGUCUUCUUUCUGGGGAAAAGAAACUGUGACCAAGCUCGUUCCUUGAUGAAAAAGAUUGUUUCUUUCAUCAAUAAUCAACCUUAAUCUUCACUAUUUUGAUCAUAUUGUGGGCCCUUUAAUUUGUUUUAAGAGAUGGGAAUAUUAUAUAUUAUAUAAUACUUUUAAAUUAAAAUGUAAAAGUACUAUUAUACUUUUCGAUCUAACUAUAUAAAAGUAUUAUUACUCUUUUUUAUAUAAGUAAUAAAUAUUUUAUUUUUUAUCAAUAUUUUUAUUUUGACAUGAUUCGUUUCACAGAUUCUCACACUAUCACACAAAUUUUUGCCAAUUUCCAUAUCCUUCUAGAUCCACUCUGCUCCAUGACACAUUUCCAAAGUCCAAACAGACAACAUUAUAAUAUGCAUGCACCGGCCACCAUCUUCCUAGUAAAGACUUAAUGUGCAUUAAACCGCCUUUGUGGUUUUGGAUUAUGUAUGAUAUGAUGUUUUUCUCCAUUGAUUGCAAUGUUGCCAGAUUCUUUUUUCUUCUCA
Messenger RNA from Ipomoea triloba (trilobed morning glory), 1521 nucleotides. Its product is annotated as probable carboxylesterase 2. The record is from RefSeq and is a predicted model, not a curated record. Gene Ontology annotation, molecular function: hydrolase activity. Bases 134 to 1078 code for a protein of 314 amino acids. Lineage: Eukaryota; Viridiplantae; Streptophyta; Magnoliopsida; Solanales; Convolvulaceae. The transcript has 2 exons.